This is a messenger RNA of Capra hircus (goat), 1921 nucleotides long. RefSeq names its product replication protein A2 (gene RPA2). The coding region runs from base 2 to 1090 and encodes 362 amino acids. Gene Ontology annotation, biological process: nucleotide-excision repair; DNA replication; double-strand break repair via homologous recombination. The transcript has 9 exons. Gene Ontology annotation, cellular component: site of double-strand break; chromosome, telomeric region; DNA replication factor A complex. The record is from RefSeq and is a predicted model, not a curated record. NCBI's taxonomy places the organism in Eukaryota, Metazoa, Chordata, Mammalia, Artiodactyla, Bovidae.
AAUGAUGGCCGCCGGGGCUUCUGGGCCUCACGAGAUCGGAGUGCGAGUUUUCAGGAGUUUGGCCCGAGAAGACAGGAAAAGGCGUAGAUUCGUGAGCACAGAUUGGCUGAAGCCCGAAGCGUUCUUGUUGCUGAUUGGCUCUGUCCUUCGCGGGAAGGAGUUUGUGGCGCCAGCGAAAAGCAGAUACAGCGCAGCAGGAGCGGCAGGGGUCUUGAGGGGGUUCGGCGAACCCUACAGCGGGAACCUUCUGGAACUCUCUGAGGGAAUCGUGUCGAAGAUGUGGAAUAGUGGAUUUGAAAGCUAUAGCACCUCCUCUUUCGGGGGAACCGGCGGCUACACACAGUCCCCUGGGGGCUUUGGAUCUCCGACAGCUUCCCAGGCCGAAAAGAAAUCGAGAGCUCGAGCUCAGCACAUUGUACCCUGUACCAUAUCACAGCUGCUUUCUGCUACUCUGGUUGAUGAAGUAUUCAGAAUUGGAGACGUUGAGAUUUCACAGGUCACUAUUGUGGGGAUUAUCAGAAAUGCAGAGAAGGCUGCAACCAACAUUGUUUACAAGAUAGAUGACAUGACAGCUGCACCCAUGGAUGUUCGCCAGUGGGUUGACACAGAUGAUGCCAGUGGUGAAAACACUGUGGUCCCUCCAGAAACAUAUGUGAAAGUGGCUGGUCAUCUGAGAUCUUUCCAGAACAAGAAAAGCCUGGUAGCCUUUAAGAUCAUGCCCCUGGAGGAUAUGAAUGAGUUCACCACACAUAUUCUGGAAGUAGUCAAUGCACACAUGAUGCUGAGCAAGUCGAACAGCCAGCCUUCAGCUGGGAGAGCACCUGUCAGCAAUCCAGGAAUGGGUGAAGCUGGGAACUUCGGUGGGAAUAACUUCAUACCAGCAAAUGGCCUCACUGUGGCCCAGAACCAGGUGCUGAAUUUGAUCAAGGCUUGCCCAAGACCUGAAGGAUUAAACUUUCAGGAUCUCAAGAACCAACUCCAACACAUGUCCGUAGCCUCAAUCAAGCUAGCUGUGGAUUUUCUAAGCAACGAGGGACACAUCUAUUCCACCGUGGAUGAUGAUCAUUUUAAAUCCACAGACGCAGAAUAACUGGAUCUAAUUGGGUACCCAAGAUAUUUUCCAGUUGGACCUUUUUUUGCAGCCUCUUGUCUCCAGCUGUGCAUAUAAUUGGCGAGUUGACUUCUAGGAAGUAGAUUUCAUCUAUAAAAGAUCUCAACUGACAUCCUUUUGAAACUUACUACUACUCUUCUGUGUUUUUGAUGGACUUCCCUGGUGCCUCAGAUGGUAAAGCAUCUGCCUACAAUGCGGGAGACCCAGGUUCGAUCCCUGGGUCAGGAAGAUCCCCUGGAGAAGGAAACGGUAACCCACUCCAGUAUUCAUGCCUGGAAAAUACCAUGGACCGAGGAGCCUGGUGGGCCACAAUCCAUGGGGUUGCAAAGAGUCGGACACGACUGAGCGACUUCUCAGCGACUUCUGUGAUUUUGAAGCUCAAAGGGAUAUGGGCCACUGAAAAAAAUAUAAAAGGAGCACAUUUUUUAAAGAAGUAACAGAUUAGUUAGUUACAACAUCAAGAUAAAUGGAAUUGAAAGAGAGAUGCUACCAAGAGAGUUGGGCAGUACUGCUUAAAUAAUGCUCGAGAGUUUCUAUUCUUAAAUUGUUUCCUCUUGAGAGAAGAUGAGCAGCACUGGGCCCACUCACCUCUGCCUUUUUUUGUUCCCCACGUUGGUUAUGUGGUGGUACUUUCAGAAUCACACUUUUUUUACCUUGCCAUAAUAGCUGCCAAAAGUGUGUUUUUAUAAACAUGGGGUUCUAGAGUGCUGGCUUCCUGGGGCAGAGGAAAGAAAGAAAUGCGUGUUGUACAAAAUAAGUACGUUCAUAUGUUUAAUAAAAUAGUUCUAUUAUUGAAGUAACUUGUAAAAA